AUGACCAAGCCCACGACGGACCCUCCGAGCCAAGCCUACCUCGCGAAGAAGCGUGAAGCGAUGGCAGCUGCCUCGUCCUCGCCCAGUGGUGCCACCUCACUCCCGCUCGACGGCACGGCCGGCGGACCGGCGGACCUCGACGCCUGGGCUCUCGCCUGCGACGCAGCCGCGACUGCGGCGGAGAGCUGGCCGACGGCGCUCACCUCUGCGACGGGCGCUGCCGUCAAGACUGGCUUCGUCGAGGGGCCGUACGCGACUGGCAUCCGGUCGGUGCUGUGGAUACAGGACUUUGAGGCGUCAAAGCUGGAUCGCGUGGUCGCGCUCCUCGGUCCGCCAUUCGAGUCGGUCAUCCGCAACGCGCCGCUCUGGGACGGGACGUUCCAGUCGGCCGACGUCGUCGGCGCCCCGGCCGCCGACGUCAAGACG
Messenger RNA from Emiliania huxleyi CCMP1516, 426 nucleotides. RefSeq lists its product as hypothetical. The transcript has a single exon. The record is from RefSeq and is a predicted model, not a curated record. NCBI's taxonomy places the organism in Eukaryota, Haptophyta, Isochrysidales, Noelaerhabdaceae. The annotation marks the transcript as partial.